UCGAGCCGCCUGUCAAUUUGUUUCUCCAUCAGUCCAGUCGAAGAAUUAAAAUAUUUAUUAUUUACAGAGAAUUCCUGUAGUAGUCUUUAUCAGAAGUAGACCGGUGCGGUCCUUUAUAAAGGUUGACCUGAUUUUCAGAGUUACAGACUUCGUUUCCGUAAUAUUUAACAAUGUCUUCCUUCAUUGACAUGAGUUUAGAAGAUAUCAUCCAAAAACGACGGAAAGAAAAUAAAAGAUCUAAAAUCAAGCCUCAAAAUGGUAAUUUCAAAAGUCAAGCCAAGCCAACUACUCAAAAAAAGAUUCCGAUUGUAGACGCCAGAAAUAAAAUUAUUUCGAAAAAGCGUAUACAAAUAACAGAUGCACGUGAAAAAUUAGCUGAACUAGCCAAACAUAAGGAUGCACGUCUGAAGCUCGAACAAAUGAGAAAACAGAGGAGUGCAAAAUUGCAACUAAAGGAUAGAAAUAUUUUCAAUAGAAAUCAACUGCCCUUUAUGAGAACUGUGCAGAACAAGGAAAGAGUAUUUCUAGACCCCUCAAGGCAAGUCCGUUCUCAGCCCCUCCACAGGGCUAAGAUGCCGUUAAAUCGGCAGCUCACCACUAACAAAAGAAAUAUAGAGACCAGAUCUUUUGAAAAUAGGUCUAUUGGUCUUAAAACAAACAAGUUCUCAGUCAAUGUAUCAAAUUGGAAACAAAAUAAAAAUACUGGAAUCACCAGGAAUGCACCAUUGAAGCCAAUAGUAAGAACUGUCGAAAAUGACAUUGAAAUUUACGACGAACCCAUGGAAAGUGACAUUGAAAUGGAGCCUCGGGUGUCUCUGAACCGUAAAGCCAGUCUCCAACUGAAGAUCAUAGCACACAACAAUGAGCCACGGGAGAGUAGAAGUUCUGCACACAGGAGUGCACCGGUAGAACGCGAUGUCAGUCCACCUAGACCGCCCUCGAUACUAAAGAAGCGCCCGAUGGCCGCGCUGAGAACCGAGAAGAAAGUCGAGAGGCCAGAGAAACCGAACACGGAGUACAGGAUCAUCGUCAGCAGCUUGGGCAGCACUGUCACCGCUGGGGAUAUUGAGGAAUUGUUUGGUGACGUUGGCGGCAUGAUCGAGUCCCGCCUUGUGCGCCCGGGCACUGCUGAAGUGAUCUACAAGACCCUUGAGGACGCGCAGCGAGCGGUCGACCUCUACCACAAACGGCAGCUGGACGGGCAGCCGAUGAACUGCUUGCUUGUCACUCCGCGCACUAACGCAGCUCCCGCGAGGAGUGGAAACAAACCCGGAUUAUACAGCACCAAUUCAAAUGUAGAACCCGAUCUGUCCACUUUCCACAAAGUGUUAUUCAGCAAUUUGUAAGUAAAUAAUAUACAUGAAAUGAUUGUCUGAGCAAUUAAGCAUUUGGGAGAAGUAGUUAAACAUUAUUUUCUAUGUUUGUGUUAACAUCUAGUUAUCAACAUAUUUUGUGUGCAUUAUGGUAAUUCAAGUUUAUGAUAUUAAAGCAAACUGAGUAUC
Molecule: messenger RNA, 1502 nt
Organism: Leguminivora glycinivorella
Lineage: Eukaryota; Metazoa; Arthropoda; Insecta; Lepidoptera; Tortricidae
Gene: Poldip3
Product: polymerase delta-interacting protein 3-like
Exons: 9
Coding region: 171-1346 (391 amino acids)
Biological process (GO): mRNA export from nucleus
Cellular component (GO): nucleus
Molecular function (GO): mRNA binding
Source: RefSeq, a predicted model, not a curated record